AUGAAUUCCUAUCUGCUCAACAGAGCCCUCGGCUCUGUCGCUCCCAAUGACUUCCACACCGCGCAGACGGAGCGCUUGGUGCGCAACCUCGAACCGGCACCGGGGAUUCGCUUCUCCAGUCGCAGAGCCGCGCCAGCGCCAGAUCAGUCUGAAGAUGACACAACGUUAAACCCAGACUUUGAUCCGACAGAGAAGCUCUAUGCACACAAGUCAGGAGUGAAUUGUCUUGCAAUUGACCAAUUCGAGGGACGGUAUAUGAUCUCUGGAGGCGCCGACCCCUCAAUUCACCUAUGGGAUCUCGAGAGCAGAGGCUCGGAGCUCGAACAUAUCCACCGAGCUUGUGCGUCCGUAAGCAAACCCUCACACAGCGCCGCCCACACACAUGCCAUAACCUCGCUCUCGAUCUACCCAUUCGACCCCGUCCCGUCAACCAUCUUCUCAACCGCGCACGAUGGCACACUGAAAUGGUCAGCGUUACAAUCCCCCGAAAUUACACCCCUCCACACAUUCAAUCUAGACUGCACCCCGUACGCCCACUCAUUCUCCUCCGCCCCCGGAUCGACCCUCCUCGUGGCCGUCGCGACUUCAGAACAAUCCGUCCGAUUGGUAGAUCUACGUUCGGGCCUGGCAACACACGGCCUACCGGGCCAUAAUGCAGCAAUAUUAUCGGUUGCAUGGGCACCGCAUAAACCCUACCUACUUGCAUCAGGGUCCGUCGAUAACAGGGUUAUAAUCUUCGACGUCCGGAAAGGAGGACACAACUCCGCCAUCGCAACGCUAGACAUGGACGACCCGGUCGGUCUGGUAGAUCCAGGAUCAGGGUCUACCCCGACAUCUUACCAGUCUCGCCCGGCCUUUUCACCGACUGCUCGGGCGCAUAAUGGGCCUGUUACGGGCGUGCGGUGGACGUCUAACGGUAGUCAUAUUGUGACUACGGGACAAGACGCGCGGAUUAGGGUAUGGGAUGCUGCGAGUGGCGCAAACACUCUUGUUCAUUUUGGUCCGAGGGUACGCAAUAGCUCUACUUCGCAUUUAGCUGAGAGAGCUCCACUACUCGUUCCGAAGGGAUUCAUGACACCGGGGCAUGAAACACUCCUCUGGCCGAAUUUCAAUGAGCAAGAUGACCGCGGCGAGAUCUUUAUGUUUGAGCUGCGCGAGGGGACGUUCAUUAAACGACUUAAACUUCCCGGUGUGGCAAUGUCCUCGCAAUCGCAGGUUCGGGGUCGAUCUAGUGCGCUCAGUGCUGCGCGUAUAAAUGAUCUUGUAUGGCGCGGCAAUGGGGCGAGUGGAGAAGGCGUGGAGCUUUUUUUCGGCGCAUGGGGAUGGCACGAUUCGGUCGUGGGUUUCGAGAGAAUCGGAUGGUGA
Messenger RNA from Penicillium cosmopolitanum, 1365 nucleotides. Its product is annotated as WD repeat protein. The transcript is spliced from 2 exons. Gene Ontology annotation, cellular component: nucleotide-excision repair complex; Cul4A-RING E3 ubiquitin ligase complex. The record is from RefSeq and is a predicted model, not a curated record. NCBI's taxonomy places the organism in Eukaryota, Fungi, Ascomycota, Eurotiomycetes, Eurotiales, Aspergillaceae. Gene Ontology annotation, biological process: protein polyubiquitination; transcription-coupled nucleotide-excision repair; proteasome-mediated ubiquitin-dependent protein catabolic process. Bases 1 to 1365 code for a protein of 454 amino acids. Gene Ontology annotation, molecular function: protein binding.